Anopheles funestus (African malaria mosquito) is the source of this 7692-nucleotide messenger RNA. RefSeq names its product transcriptional repressor p66-beta (gene simj). Gene Ontology annotation, biological process: negative regulation of transcription by RNA polymerase II. The coding region runs from base 479 to 3109 and encodes 876 amino acids. The transcript is spliced from 9 exons. The record is from RefSeq and is a predicted model, not a curated record. Gene Ontology annotation, cellular component: NuRD complex. Lineage: Eukaryota; Metazoa; Arthropoda; Insecta; Diptera; Culicidae.
UAAUUCGAUUGCUGACAGUAGCCAUAUCGAUUAACAGCUGAUUCUACCAAUAGAAUUAACUUCCUUUACGCAUUCUAGCGUCAUCGCACAAUGCAUUUCUAAUUCAGUUUUCUGCAAUAAAUAAAACAAAAUUGUAUUCCUCUGCUGAACAAAAGUGCCCAAAUCACAAAUACCGUGCUGAAGUGAGUUUGUUGCUGUCAAAUAGAUAACACCCAAGGUGCAUACAGUACUGCUCCAAAGCGCAAUGUUUAUUGAACACGCCGAAUGAAAGAGGAGAAGAAGCAGAGUGAGUGCGCUGUGUUUUUUUGCCUUCCACCGUAAAGUGUAUUUUUAUUGGAAAGAAAAGCGUACGUGUAAACCAACGCUAGGCCAGGUGGCGAAGUAUAUAUAAUAUUGUAUAAAAAAAAACGUUUUAGUGAUUAGGGUUAGAACAGAAAAAGUGUAAAAGUGACAAGUUUGUGCGGGCUUUUGAUAAGAUAUGGAACGUAUGGAGGUGGACGAUUCGGCCGUGGUGGAUCUGAGCCUCGGUUCCGGCCGCUCUUCGAUCACGAUCACACCGGCCACGGCACGCGAUUUGCGUGCACUGGCGAAAAAUUCCGGACUCACCAUCACCCCCGCCCUGCCGCCCAUGCCCUCCUCACACGGAAGCAACCCCAUCGGUGGUGGGGGAGGUGGUAGUGCUCUCAGCCCAAAUGCACUGUCAACGAGCAGUGGAGGAGGAGGAGGAGGAGGAGGCGGAAUCGGAGGUGCUACUAGUGGUGGUGGUGGUGGCGGUAGUACCGGUGGAGGUGGUGGCGGUGGUGAAAGUGGCAACACAUCUCCCAUCCCCGGGCGACGGGUCCUGCGACCUCGCACGGAAGUGAAAUCGUACGCGGAAGUGCCCGAUAUAGUGCUGCUACCGGCCAAGGUGAACGGUCGAUCACAGAAUGGAAGUGGUGGGGGUGGCGGUGGUGGCGGCAGUGGAAGUGUCACCGCUGGGCUGUCGGAAUCCGAAGAUGAGGAGAUGCCACCGGUAUACCCAAUCAAGGAGCUAACGGCGGCCGAAAUCUGCGAACGGGAGCGAGGUCUCCGCAAGCUGCGCGAGGAACUUCGUAGCGAAGAAACAAAGCUGGUGCUGUUGAAAAAGUUGAAACAAUCGCAGCAGGUCAUGAUGAAGGAGAACCUGAUCGUGACACCAAGCAACACGAACCUCUCCAACCCGCUCGCUUCGAUCCCGGCCGCACUGACGAAGGGUUCGCUAAGCGUCACGCCAACCAAUGCGGUGCCACUGCCAGCCCAUUCGAAAUCUUCUUCCUCCACCAAACCCAUCUCCAAUCCGGUGAAUAAUCGAGGCUCACCGUUGAAUAUCACUCCGGUACCGAAGGUGUCCCUUUCGCAACGACCAUCCUUGCCGGGUGGUGCGACACUAACACCGAGCAGUCCCGGACAGCGGUUGCCGAUUGGGUUGAGCCGUGCCGCAUCCAACCUCAUCAUCACGCCGUCGGUGACAAUCACACCGACCAAUGCGCCCACCGCGGCCAUGAAGCAGCGCAAUAGCCAGAAUCUUGGGCAGCUCAGUAGCUCGGUAUCCAUCACACCAACACCACCAAUACCGGCCCAAAUAAGCUGUACGACUGUGGAACCGGUAUCGCUGAAGCGCGAUCGUGACCAAUCGACCCGAGAGGAUCCACAAAGCCAAGCUCAACGGCAGGCGUCCGCUAAAUUGGCACUGCGUAAGCAGUUAGAGAAAACUUUGCUUCAGAUUCCACCACCGAAACCGCCACCACCGGAGAUGCACUUUGUGCCGAACCCGAGCAACAUCGAAUUCGUGUAUCUGCUCGGGCUCGAGCACGUGGUGGACUAUCUGACGAAGGACAAAAAACCGAACCCACCGCAACAACCGUACCGGUGUGCGCAGUGCAAGAUCGACUUUACGCCCGUCUGGAAAUGGGAAAAACAGGGUAAAAGAGGAAAUCCCACUUUUCAGAACAGUCCAGUUGGCAAAGAUCCUAAAGUUAUUUGCGAACAGUGCGUGACGAGUAACGUGAAGAAGGCACUCAAGGCGGAACACACGAACCGUCUGAAGACGGCCUUCGUAAAGGCGCUGCAACAGGAGCAGGAAAUCGAAGCCCGACUCGCUGCGCAGAGCAGUCCCUCACCGGUCGAAAUCCAUCCCACGCCGUCGUCUACCCCCGGAUUGCGUGAGCAGCGAGAGUUGCGCGAGCUGGAACAAGCCCAACAGCAGGCACAAGCCCAGCAAGCAGCACUGCAACAUCUGCAGCAGCAACAGCAGCAACAGCAGGCGGCAGCGGCCGCUGCAGCUGCUGCUGCCGCUGCCGCCCAGCAGGAACGGCAGGAGCGGCAACAGCGUCAAAAGGAGCAACAGGAGCAAUUACGGCAGCAGCAAGCUCAACUCCAGCAGCUGCAGCAACAGCAGCUACAGCAGCAGCAACAGCAGCAGUUACAGCAGCAGCUGCAACAGCAACAGUUGCAACAACUGCAGGAACAGCAGCAGCAGCAGCAACAGCAGAGUCGCCAUCACCAUCUCCAUCAGCUGCACGCCGCACACCUGCAAUCUCAGGCACCCUCGAAAUCGAAAACUCCUACACCGACGCCACGACCCACGCCGACACCACCGAACCAACACCAGACGCCGCCACCCGCAUCCAGUUCGCGUUCCAGCAGACACAGCGCAACGGCGAACGCGACAGCCGAGGCAGCGGCCGCCCAGCUUACCGCACUGGCCGGGCUCGGCGGUCUGGGACAGCUUGGUGCGCUUGGCAACUUUGGCAGCCUGGGCAAUUUGGCUAAUCUAAGCAAUUCAACGGCAGCGGCUGCCGCCGUGCAGGCACUACAUCAGCAGCUGUUCAGAGGUAGACUUCAACAAAAUCUACAGGCUGGUAAUCUAAACAUGAACAGCAUACAGGCGCAAAUGAUGCAAUUUUCGCCUCUACUAUACUCCUAUCAGCUGGCGAUGGCGCAAGCAGCUGCAUCACUAUCGGCAGCCGGUAAAGGAUCGUCGCUCGCCGAAAUGCAGCGUGCGUUGGAAUUGCAACGCCAGUAUCAAGAGAUGCUAUCACAGUCCAACCCUGGACCAAGUAACAGUAGACAGAACAACUGGAAAUCUUAAGCAAAUGCAUCGAUACGAUUGAAUGUAGCAAACGGCGUACCAAUGCUGCUGGCAACGAUGUUCAUGCAAAUACUGCCACCGUCCCUUCAAUACACAUAUGCUCCAAGCGGCUUAGGACGAAGUGUGCAAAAUGAGGGAAGUGACUUAAUAUCGUGCAAAACAUAACUUUGCGAGCAUUGCCGUAUCACUAUCCUUCAGCACAUCACAGCAUAACAAACCCCCUUCGGUUUUGCUGCAUGCGGCGGUGUAUAUUCGCUUGCCCACAAAGGCCCAACAGUCGACAACAGAAUUCGAAAAAAAACCCUUGUCGUCGAGCAAAACAUGAAACACAAGCAGAAAACAAGUCCGAGGAGAGAAGGCUUCACACCGCAGACUGACUCUGGCUUUAAAUGCUAAUGGGCGAUGAUAACAUAGUGAGUGCUGUUUUAGUUGUAAGUUACACUUUUUGUUUUUAUAUGUUUUUACUUUAUAUCAUUUUUAUAAUUGACGAUAAUUAAGACACGAUAGUAGCAGUAAUUUAGGUAAUUUGGCUAGUGUGAACAAAUGCGUUUGUUCGUUUCGAAGAACACUUACACACCACGACCAAACGGGAAGAAAAACAGACAAACUAUAACGAUCGGAUCACAUUUCUAAGGUUCCAUCGUAUAGUAGUCGGCAACGUACGACUUAACACCAAGCCCAUCUGUCCGGCUCUAGGUAAAUCAAGCCAGCCAACAGAGAGGCUAGGCGAUAACGAUUGUAGAGCAGAAUAAGGGAAAACAAAAACUGCACCGUGAUGGACACUCCUGUGUGUGUGAAGGACAUACAGGUAAUUCCCGAGAUACACCCGACUACAAUCCAAUCAAUAUCGUUUCAAAUUGACAGUUUUAGAAUCAAUUAACUUGUCUACUCGUAAUGUAUUCCACUUUUUAGGCAAUUUUUUGAAGGACAUUUUUUUUGAAGAAACAUUAUCAUGAACUACAAGAGGUACCGUGUAUCUCGGGUCCUAUCUGUAAUGUGUCCCCAUUCGCAAAUUUCCGAUCCCCAUUGUUGGUGCUACAUUGUGUGGACACAAUUUUUGCCUUUUGAUAAUGAUAUAAAUUUAACAGUACUUUGGUUUUUCUUUCACCGUGUUUAAUGUUUUAGUCUAUAUUACACUACGAAUAUUUGUUCACAAAACACAUACUAGUACUACUACUAUUAGGAUGAUAAUUAGGCACCAUUUUUGCAAUGGCUUUCUUCUACACUGUAGUGUACAUUUUGUUUAGCGCUACAGCAAAAAUAAAAUGAAACAAAAAGGAAUUGGCACACAGACACACUGAGAAAUGCGUGUGAAUGUUAGCAAUGAAGCAGAUUAAUUUUUGUGUCCAUUUGUGCAGUUAUUAUAAAAAAGAAGAGUUAUCCUUUCCCACCCUCCCAAUACUUUCACUCUAGUCUGUGCUUUGUAAUUGAUUAUAUUAGCAGCAGCAGCAGCGAUGAUGCACAUCAUCAACUUGGAAAUGGUAUUUUUGUUUCUGAUGUUUUGGAUGCCAGUUAUAUAUUUUUAAAUAACUGUGCUAGAACAGUAACCAUAAAACAUGGUAUAAUUUGGUAUGGGUCAAAUCAUAUAAACGAUUUUUUUCAUGCGGUGUUUUACAUGGGUUUAACUGCUUGAAUUAAAUGCCAACAUACUGCUUCUACUAUGAUUAUCUGCAACUGCCAAAGGAGUCAUCCCCGGCGAAUACAAUGUCUCGAGUUUACAAAAGGUUAAGGUUCAUGUCUAGCUAGACUGAUUCAGUUAUGGAUAUUUUAAUUCCUCCAUAAUGAACCAAAAGGCAUGGCCCAAUCGGCAGAGCCACGAUAUAAAGAGACGAUUGCUAUCUUACGAGAUUCUCGAAAUGUAGAAAUAUGUUGACGUCUAAUUCUAUUAUGUAAAACCCUACCAAUAUAGCCUUGCCAGCCCUAGCCCAUGACUUUGAUAUGUCUUGGAAUUCGUUUUCCAUAAUGAAAGAAUGAAAGCAAGAUCAAUUAAGGUUAUAGCAGAUCAGUUCUGAUUAAAAAUUACGUUUUUGGAUGUUUGGUUCUGAUUUCUUUAAAGGCUGUUUUGCAAACAGAAAGGAUCAUGAUAUGAUAGUAGACGUACCUAAGUAAAUUAUAAUUAAUGGACAUCAUCAUCAAUACAGAACGUAUUUCUACAGUUUAUAGCAGUACCAUCAUUUUCCAUGAUGAACUUGAGCUCCUAUAUCUUUGAAUCAACUGGAUUAACAAAAUGGUUUGUUAGAAAAUCAAAAUAUUAUUAAUUUGUGUGAUUCCCAUCGUGCAUGAUUGACGUAACUUAUCGGUUGUUUUUAUACCCAACUAUCUCUGUACCGUAUACCCAUGCCCCGGUACGUUGGUUUAGUUAAAAUACUCCUGUGAGGGUAGAUAGUUUGAUUUUGUUAACUGAAUUCACUAAAACAAAUCCCGUUUUUUUCUAUUUUCAAUUUGUGACGGUAUUUUGUGAUUUUCGUCAGCUGUUUACAUUUGCGGGAAUCAUUUCCUAUUUAAUGCGCGUAUACACUGUUAGGCGAUAUCAUGGACGCGUUUCACGUACACUUACUACCAAAUAUAAUAUAAAUCAACUUAUAAACUAUCAUAAACAAGUAAUAAAAACAUAAAACAAAGGAUCAAACCCGCAGCAGCAGAUAAAGAAAAAAACGCAUGGUAUAGCUGCCUGAAAGCGGAACGAAUUAAAACCCACACCACGCUUUCGUCGUGUGCGUAAUCGUGUCUCUGCAUUGCAAAAUUUGUGAUAAACUUUUCCCGUCCUGCUUAAACGUAUGCCGUAGCGGCAGGACCUUUUGUUUGCUCAAUUAAACAGAGAACACGAACGCACGAUCGGUUUGACUGGAGGAUGGAGGAAAUGGAUAGCUUAAGUAAGAGCUAUGCGGUGGUUUUUAAUUUUUGAAUGUAUGCAACGAUCUGGGAUUUUCAGUUAACGAAUCACUUGGCACGUGAUUGACACGACGCGAGUGAGUGUGGCAAACUGUGAGUGAAAACAUUACCUUCCACUAUUGGUUCGUGGCGUAAAUGAACCACACUCAUUGACGGCAUGUUUCAUGUCUUAUAGACAGGAUUAUGGAAUCCACGUUAUAAUUUUAAACUAGCUUGCGUUAAUGUAUUUGUGUAAAAAAGCAAUUUAUUGUUUCGUUUUUUGUUCAAAUUAUAUUUUACAUAUUAAAACUGUCGUAUGCAGAGUUUUCGUAAUAGCUUUCAGCACUAGUAGGUGUAUUGUUUUUUUCCUUGUUGUGUAUCCCAUCCUGGCAGAUGCCACAAUACAAUUACAUUACGAUAGAAAACAAGAACGGGAAAGGAUACAUUUCUAGGUCAGGAAAUGGUAGCAGCUAACAGAGCGAAUAAUUUUUUUCCCAAAAAAAAACUUCUAAAUCGACUUUUGGCAAAAAGAAGCGUCGACAGGUUUGCGACCAGAAAGCAGAGAAAAAAAAGUUAAGCUAGGUUAAAGUUUAGAAAUGAGAAAGUAUGAGUAAGCGCGUGUAAUGUAAAGGGAAAGGAAAAGUAUAACAAAAAUUAAGACAUAUUUUAGGCAAAUAACAAUAAAACAAACGAAAAAUAUUGACUAGUGUGACAACAGUUUGAUGCACCAGUAACUUGUAAGGCUAGAGAUUGAAACAAUUGCAGACGCGAAAGAGUGCUAAAGUGGAAACUAGCGAGCGUUAGAAGAGGAAGAGAUAGAGCAGGAAAAAUCUACAAAGAAAUUCUAAGUAAUAUUUUUUAAGUCUAGGCUAAAAACGAAUUUGGUCGUAAGGUUAAAAAAGGAGAAAAAUUAGCUCGAAAAGUGUUUUCUUUUUGUUUGCUUGAGAACCAGAUUCCAAUUUUCCGACAACUUGUUAUCGAAAGAUAUAUACACACACACCGUCAGAACAACAGAAAAGGUGCGUGUGUAAUUCGUAACAAGAGUAAAAGGAAAAAGUAGAAUAAAUCAAAAGAAAAGAAAAAAAAUACAAACUGUAACACAAGAAAAAAAAAUCAACAAAACAGCUCCCCGGAAAAACAUAUAACAUGUUUGUGUCACUUGAUAUAAGGAAAACCAUUGAUCACGAUUAUUUCAUCUCAUUUUCAAUGAUCUUAGAAUUAUUGAAAAUGGGAGAAAUGAUAAAUCUUUGAACUCAAACACAUCGGUAAUAUUCGCCUGAUUUGUUAACAAUUUGUUGUUAAAAAAUUUAAAACAUUUAUCGUAAAUUUUAAUAUUAUUUCCCUGUGUUUCGUUCAACCGAUCGUUUCUUUUUACGAUAUUGUGUUCAGUUGGUUCCGACAUUUAUUAAAAAUGCCGUAAAAAUUUGAUUUUUCGAUUUUAAAUUCUAUUCGUUUGUUUUAUGCUAUUUUCUGUUCUAAAAGCAUAAACAUGUUAUACAGUAAAUUGAGUAAAAUAUAAAAUCUGCAUCAUAUUACACCCAUUUUGGCGUGCGAAAAAAAAGAAACGAUCCUAACACUAACAUGUGGUAACCGUCAAGCAAAAGAAGCCAUGUGCAGGAGUAAAUGUUAAAAGAAAUAAACCGACACGACAUUACUUCAAUUUUGCUAUAUUAUCAGUAACGAUAAUAAAUAUAAAAACAGUAAAAAGAAAA